This is a messenger RNA of Iphiclides podalirius (scarce swallowtail), 1575 nucleotides long. The record is from the annotation of a GenBank genome assembly. Lineage: Eukaryota; Metazoa; Arthropoda; Insecta; Lepidoptera; Papilionidae.
AUGGCAGAAGGCCAAGAAGAACCGAAAAAGAUAACAAUUACAGUAAAAACUCCAAAGGAGAAACAACAAGUUGAAAUUGAGGAAGAUGCUGACAUUAAAAAACUUAAGGAUGUACUGUCUCCUAAAUUCAACGCUGAGUCUGAACAAUUAUGUCUCAUAUUUGCUGGAAAAAUAAUGAAUGAUAGUGAUACUUUGAAACAACAUAAUAUCAAGGAUGGGUUGACUAUACAUCUUGUAAUCAAGACACCUCCAAGACCGGAACCUGAAGGAGGUACUCGCCGCCCGCCAGCUGACAUAGGUGCCACUCCAUUUGGAUUAAAUUCUCUUGGUGGUCUUGCUGGCUUAGAAAGUCUUGGCUUAGGUCAGAGUACUUUUAUGGAUUUACAGGCAAGAAUGCAACAGGAGUUGUUAUCUAAUCCUGACAUGUUGAGGCAAGUGUUAGACAACCCUCUAGUGCAACAAAUGAUGAAUGAUCCAGAGAAUAUGCGCACACUUAUUACUUCAAAUCCCCAAAUGCAAGACUUGAUGUCUCGUAACCCAGAGAUCAGCCAUAUGCUCAAUAAUCCUGAGUUACUUCGUCAGACAAUGGAACUAGCGCGCAAUCCUGCAAUGCUUCAAGAGCUCAUGAGAUCUCAUGAUCGGGCUCUGUCUAAUCUUGAAAGUAUACCAGGUGGAUAUAACGCAUUGCAACGCAUGUAUCGGGAUAUUCAAGAGCCAAUGUUAAAUGUAGCUAGUAGCAUGGCCGGAAAUCCAUUCUCGGGGCUUGUGGAUAAUUCAGACGGAACGAAUCCGCAACAAGGCGCCGAGAAUCGCCAACCGUUGCCCAACCCGUGGCAGCGGGGUGGUGGUGGUGGAAGCGGUGGAGGCGGUGGUGCGGGCGCUGCUACGGGCCCUGGCCUAAUCAACACUCCCGGAAUGCAGUCACUCCUGCAGCAGAUGUCGGAGAACCCACGCCUGGUGCAGUCGAUGCUCUCGGCGCCCUACACCAACAACAUGCUGCAAGCUCUGGCUGCAGACCCCGAUAUGGCUACUCAGCUCAUCAAUCAGAACCCAAUGUUCGCCAACAACCCACAACUGCAAGAACAAAUGCGCACAAUGAUGCCCCAGAUGCUUGCUCAACUUCAGAAUCCUGAGAUGCAACAGAUGAUGACUAAUCCACAGGCCUUAAAUGCACUGCUCCAAAUACAACAAGGCAUUGAGCAGCUGCGCACAGCAGCUCCGAGUUUGGUGAAUAACUUGGGUCUAGGAGUGGCGGCGGCCACUGCGCAGCCACCCACCACCACCACCACCACUACAACACCCACACCGCCAUCAGGGCAAACCAACGCCCCGCCUCGUCAGCAGCAAAACUCUGAGCUGUUUUCACAGUUCAUGCAGCGAAUGAUGGCAGCCAUGUCAAAUAACCAAACAAGCUCCAAUCAGCCACCAGAGCAACGCUACUCUCAACAACUGGAACAACUUACUGCUAUGGGCUUUCUCAACAGGGAGGCCAAUCUGCAGGCGCUGAUUGCAACAUUUGGCGAUGUGAAUGCUGCUGUGGAAAGGCUACUGGCUCUCGGGCAGUUGUCCAUGAGC